Messenger RNA from Tripterygium wilfordii, 1553 nucleotides. Its product is annotated as (13S,14R)-1,13-dihydroxy-N-methylcanadine 13-O-acetyltransferase AT1-like. The record is from RefSeq and is a predicted model, not a curated record. NCBI's taxonomy places the organism in Eukaryota, Viridiplantae, Streptophyta, Magnoliopsida, Celastrales, Celastraceae. Bases 118 to 1473 code for a protein of 451 amino acids. The transcript has a single exon.
UUGUCUGCUCAUUCAAGAAACAAUCUUGGACACUCACUCCCUUCAUAAACUGAGCAUGAAAUGGAACAUUGAUCACAUGCUGUAGUCUCUGCAACUAACACUCUCUGUUCUAAAACAAUGGUUGAGAUGGGAGUUGAAGCCACUACUACAAGGGAAGCCAUUAAACCAUCUUCCCCAACACCUCCUCACCUUAGAACUUUCAAGCUCUCAUUUCUUGACCAGUUUUCUCCCUUAAUGUACUUCCCAUUUGUGUUCUUCUACCCUGCUACUGGCGAUCAAAUCCCGGUCGAGAACAAAAUUGCACUUCUUAAAGAUUCACUGUCAAAAGCACUGGCUCGCUUUUACCCAAUUGCAGGAAGGAUCAAAGAUGCUACCACCAUUGACUGUAACGAUGAGGGAGCUCUGUAUAUGGAAGCCAGAGUAAGUUGUUCUAUGAGUGAAUGUAUUAGUCCUCCUAAAAUGGAGUUACUGGAGAGCUUCCUUCCAUGUGAAAUUAUUAGCAAGGAGCCGCCGGAGGAGGUGGCGCAAAUAGCUGUUAAAGCUAACAUAUUUUCAUGUGGUGGGAUUGCGCUUGGCAUGUGUUUUUUCCACAAACUCAUCGACGCAGCCACUUUUACUGCUUUUGUGAAAGAUUGGGCUGCCAUUGCUCGCGAAAACUGCGAUAAGGAAGUGAAUGUCGAUAACACAGCCGCGACGAUUUUCCCACCAAACGAAGAGUUUUCACCGGCUUUGGCAUCAACCGGAGAGCUAUCCUCCAUGGCUAAAGAAGCGCAGGGCAGGAUUCAGAGGUUUGUUUUCGACGCAGCGGCUUUAUCGUCUCUCAAGGCGAAGGCAAGAAGUGAACAAGUCCCUAACCCAUCUCGCUCUGGAGCGGUAUCUGGGCUUAUUUGGAAAUCUGCCUUCAAAGCAUUCAGAGAAGCGUCUUCGGAGUCCCAAAUAAGACCGUCGCUGCUGACAUUUUCCAUCAAUCUUCGUCCCAGACUGAAGCCAUCGCUACCACAGCAUACAGUCGGCAAUAUUUUCUUGACAAAGACUACAUGUUAUGAUCCAACAACUGAGAAAAACGGUGAGGAACUACCUCACUUGGUCAGUCUCAUAAGGAAAACAGUGGACAAAGUUGAUUUAGACUAUUUGCAGAAAUUGCAAGGCAAAGAAGGUUACAAGGAGAUUCACAAGUCAUUAGAAGAAGAGCAAGCAAUGUAUUCUGACUCAAGAAAGCCAAUCAUUUAUGGAGUUGCAAGUAUGUGUACAAUGGGUUUCUAUGAAGCUGAUUUUGGGUGGGGGAAGCCUAUAUGGGUUGCUCUUGGUCCAAUUGUGAAGACAUUCUUGAAGAAUUUUAUUCUUCAGAAGGAGACGAGCUGUGGUGAUGGUAUAGAAGCAUGGGUGGUUUUGGAUAAGGAAGAAAUGGCAAUAUUUGAGAGUGAUCCAGAAUUAUUGGCAUAUGCCACCGUGAACCCAGAUGUGUACUCUUAGCUUAUGCCACUCUGUAUGUAUGGCUGUAUGCUUUGUUUUUUAAUGAAUAAUAAGAUUGGUCACUGAAAAAAUUUCAACAA